Penicillium subrubescens is the source of this 801-nucleotide messenger RNA. Its product is annotated as short-chain dehydrogenase. Bases 1 to 801 code for a protein of 266 amino acids. Lineage: Eukaryota; Fungi; Ascomycota; Eurotiomycetes; Eurotiales; Aspergillaceae. The record is from RefSeq and is a predicted model, not a curated record. The transcript has a single exon.
AUGGCUAGUACACCACCGGUUAUUCUCAUUCUCGGCUCGGGACCCAAUAUCGGCCAGCAUGUGGCUCGGGCUUUUGCCGCGAAGGGCUACAAAGUUGCCCUUGCAUCUAGAAGCCUAAAGGAAGAAGACAGCAAUGCGGACCAGGUCCACAUUUCCGCCGACUUAUCGGAUCCUCAUUCCGUGAAGGGCAUCUUUUCGAAAGUCAAAGCAUCGCUCGGUCUGCCAAGUGUUGUUGUUUACAAUGGUGAGCAUGUUCCUCAUGGAAGCCUUUUAUCGAAAUCCACUGACACACUUGAAGCAUCUGCCGGCGCUCCGAACAAUCCAGCGGACCCCUUAUCUAUUCCCUUGGCUGACUUUAGUCGAGACUUGCACGUCAACACGACUAGUGCGUUUGUCGCUGCACAACAGGCGGCUUUAAGCUUCGACAGACUCCCUGACCAUAGGUCCAAGACAUUCAUCUACACUGGCAACAUACUCAACGAGACCACAAUUGCAAGUCUUCUGGAUGGUGGUGUGGGCAAAUCUGCAACGGCCCACAUCAUGCGCUCUGCCGCUGCCGCAUACUCUGAUAAAGGCUUCAAGUAUGCGUUUCCUUCCCUCCCUCUGGCAGUUUUGAAACUGACGAAACGCAGAUUCUAUUAUGCCGAUGAGCGGAAGGCUGAUGGGACUCCUGCAUACUCUAAGAUCAGUGGCGAGGCACAUGGAAAGUUUUAUGUCGAGCUCGCCGAGCACAAGUCUCAGGGACCUUGGCAACAGACCUUUGUAAAGGACGUAGGAUACAGGCACUUCCCAGCUGCUUGA